AAACAUAGUUGCGGUUGCAACAAUACCUAAAAUUGUCCCACAAAAAAGCUAUUAUUUGGAUUGAACUAUCUAAAAUCAUGUUAAAACUACAUUUACCACUUGUUUAUCUAUGUCUCUACCUCGGUUUUAUCUCAGCGCAACAGUAUAUAACUAUUUGUCCAGCGAAUGUCGGAUGCAUGAAGGGUCGUUACAUGAACGGCUAUCAAUCGGACAAAUUUGAGGCAUUCUUGGGAAUUCCCUAUGCCGAACCACCUUUAGGGCAACGAAGAUUCAGGAGCCCCGUAUGGAAGCCCAAAUGGGAUCACAUUAUUGACGCUUCAUUGGCGAAACCAGAUUGCAUACAAAAGAAUUAUCUUUUACCUACUCCAAUAGUAUAUGGAGAAGAGGAUUGCCUUUACUUAAAUAUUUACAGACCAGUGCUUCGAGCAGGUCUUUUACCCGUAAUGGUCUACAUCCACGGCGGAGGUUUCUUCAGCGGCUCAGCUUCACCUAUAAUAACUGGACCGGAGUAUAUUAUGGACACAGGGGAGGUAAUCUUGGUCACAAUGGCCUAUAGAUUGGGGGCUUUAGGUUUUCUUUCUACUGGAGAUGCGAAUAUGCCUGGUAAUUUUGGUCUUAAAGAUCAACAUUUGGUAUUUAAGUGGAUCCAAAAUCAUAUAGAGGCUUUCGAUGGUGACAAGAGAAAGGUUACUAUAUUUGGUCAGAGUGCUGGGGCCGUUGCCACCCAUUUGCAUAUGUUGAAUCCAAAUUCCGAGAAUCUCUUCCAUAACGUGAUUAGUAUGAGUGGCACUGCCAAUGUUCCUUUUGCUAUUACUCAAAAUCCUCUGGAACAAGCUAGAAAAACUGCGGAACUGUGUGAAAUCCCGAAUGCGAAGAAAUUAAGUACAGCCGAGCUUACCAAGGCCCUAAGAGAAGUGGACGUAUUAAAGCUAAUUAAUGCCGGUGAUGGCCUGAAAUAUUGGGAUGUGGAUCCCUUAACCAACUACCGUCCGGUCGUAGAGCGCGCAGGACCAGAUUCGAUCAUAACAGCUGAUCCAGAAGUGUUGAUGAAAAGAAACUAUCAACGACGGCCUUGGCUUAUUGGAACCGUCCCUGAAGAAGGAGCCGUCCGAGCUAUCAAUAUUUUGGAAAAUUCUAGAUUACUAGAUUCGUUCAAUACUUAUUUUGAUUAUUUACUUCGGGAAUUAAUGGAGUGGCCCAAUAGGUAUUCACAAGGACAAAAGGGGCAUAAAACAGCUGUAGUCGUAACUGAAUACUUUAGAGGCGUUUGGAGUUUAAGAAAGACCAACAAGCAGGGCCUUUUGGACUCGAUCUCCGACAGAGGUUUCAGGCAUCCUCUCUAUAAAGCUCUUCAACAACAUUAUCAGUAUAGAGGACAACUAAGCUGGUAUUCUCAUUUCAUGUACAGUUUCAAUUAUAAGGGUCCUAUUAGUUAUGCCUCACUUUUUACCCAAGCGAAUGUAACCGGGAAAUAUGGAGUUGUUCAUUGCGAUGACUUGUUAUAUUUGUUCCGCACUCCUCUUUUAUUUCCCGAUUUUGAUAAGAAAUCCACAGAGGCUAAGGUAAUCGACAGAUUUGUAAAUUAUAUCGUCAAUUUCGCCAGAUAUGGAUUUACCAUCGAUGCUCCACCUGUCGGUGCAUGCGGAUAUCAAGUCCUAGCUGCAAGACCCCAUGGCAUUUGUGAUUAUCAUGAAUUUGUGAACAAUGCUUCAAAUCCAUUUGGAUAUGAAAUACGAGUAAAUUCUAACUUUCCAACUGAGUAUGUUAGAUUAUGGCAAGAAUUAUUGGACGAGAAAAAUAAUAAAUAAUCUACUACUUAGUAAACACUAGGCCCGGAAGUUCCAAAAGUAAUUGCAGCUAAAUCUCGAUUUCAUACUAAAAAUGGCAUUUUCUAUUAAAAAGUGUUUACAUAAGGCACAAAACACCGAACUUAACAAAUAAUUGCAUGCUCUUUAAAUCAAUAAGUUUUGACUUAUUUGUUAAUGGUGGUAGUUAUCAAAAGAUGGUGGAAUAUUUUUUACAUUUAUACAAUAGUCCGCACGUUUUAAUUUCUCUCUCCCAAAACAAUAAUACAUUUUAUGAAUAUCGAUAUUUGAUAAAGGACGUUGCCAUGAGAGCAAGAGCCAAUAAAAUUGAUAUAUAUGAGAUAUA
Drosophila willistoni is the source of this 2151-nucleotide messenger RNA. Its product is annotated as juvenile hormone esterase. The coding region runs from base 78 to 1808 and encodes 576 amino acids. NCBI's taxonomy places the organism in Eukaryota, Metazoa, Arthropoda, Insecta, Diptera, Drosophilidae. The record is from RefSeq and is a predicted model, not a curated record. The transcript has 6 exons.